This is a messenger RNA of Neltuma alba, 1357 nucleotides long. Its product is annotated as protein phosphatase methylesterase 1. The record is from RefSeq and is a predicted model, not a curated record. NCBI's taxonomy places the organism in Eukaryota, Viridiplantae, Streptophyta, Magnoliopsida, Fabales, Fabaceae. The coding region runs from base 52 to 1098 and encodes 348 amino acids. Gene Ontology annotation, molecular function: protein methylesterase activity. The transcript is spliced from 13 exons. Gene Ontology annotation, biological process: protein demethylation.
GCAACUUGAUUUGGUGAUUGCCACAAUCGUGCUGGAGUUUGAAAGUGUGAGAUGGAUUCUUCCAAUCUGAGUUCACUUCCUGAAGAUGGCGCUGAGGAUCCUGCCCAAGGGAAAGAUCAACCCGUGUCUGCUUUUGCCUCUAAACCCCAUCGCCCACCAUCUCAGAGUUCAUCCGAAAAGUACUCACCCGUAGAUUGGUCGGUGUAUUUCGACAAAGAAGAUGACGUUAAAAUUCCGGACUCAAAUGAUGUGUUCCAUGUCUACAUGGCAGGAUCUGAGGGGCCGGUUGUAUUCUGUAUACACGGUGGUGGUUAUUGUGGGCUUUCAUUUGCUUUAUCAGCUAGUAAAAUUAAGGAGAAGGCCAGGGUUGUUGCCAUGGACUUGAGAGGUCAUGGGAAGUCAUUGACAGAUAAUGAUCUUGACUUAUCUAUUGAGACUCUGUGCAAUGAUGUAUUGGCUGUUGUGAAGGCGCUAUAUGGAGAUUCUCCUCCUGCAAUCGUUCUUGUUGGCCAUAGUAUGGGAGGUUCAGUUGCUGUGCAUGUUGCUGCUAGGAAGUCACUGUCUAGCUUGGCUGGAUUGGUUGUCGUGGAUGUUGUAGAGGGAACAGCAAUGGCUUCACUGAUUCAUAUGCAGAAAAUCUUAUCAAGCAGGAUGCAGCAUUUUCCAAGCAUUGAAAAGGCUAUUGAAUGGAAUGUCAGAGGUGGCUCCUUGAGAAAUGUUGAUUCUGCUCGUGUAUCAAUUCCUACCACAUUAAAGUAUGAUGAUUCUAAGAAAUGUUAUGUUUAUCGAACACCACUAGAAGAGACUGAACAAUACUGGAAAGGCUGGUAUGAAGGCCUUUCAGACACAUUUUUGUCAUGUCCUGUUCCUAAGCUGUUGCUGUUGGCUGGAGCAGACAGAUUGGACAGGUCUCUAACAAUUGGUCAAAUGCAAGGGAAGUUUCAAAUGGUGGUUGUCAGACAUACUGGACAUGCUAUACAGGAAGAUGUACCUGAUGAGUUUGCGACUUUGAUAAUCAACUUUAUUUCUCGCAACCGAAUAGGUCCUCAUGGAGUAGAGAUACCUGGCCUCAUCAAGCCAUCCUUUUCAAAACCUUAGACUCAGAGGUUUGAGGCUUCAAAUAAAGCAAAUAAAAUGAUGAUGGAUGGCUUGCCCUAGCGUUGCUUCAUGUGGCUGGUUACCUUAUAGUAUUUAAUAAUUUGUAUGUUGUAGUGUACAUUUAUAUAGAUUAUUAUCAAAUUUGAUGACCCAACGAGAGAAGGCCAGGAGGGGGGAGGGGGGGGGGGGAACCCACGAGUUUAAUAUGAGUUUGCCCACUCUAUUAGUUUAGAUCUGCGGCUGACUUUUCUUUUUAGCA